Messenger RNA from Psilocybe cubensis, 558 nucleotides. RefSeq lists its product as uncharacterized. Bases 1 to 558 code for a protein of 185 amino acids. Lineage: Eukaryota; Fungi; Basidiomycota; Agaricomycetes; Agaricales; Agrocybaceae. The record is from RefSeq and is a predicted model, not a curated record. The transcript has 5 exons.
AUGGCGUACAGUCAUAUUUUGGACGAAAUUUUUGCCGAGAGAAAUGCUAAGUUUGAACGAUAUGGCAUUCACGAAAAACGGGAACAGUGGAAUGCGUACAAUAAACUUUUGCGUGAUUCAGUUGAAGGAUGCAUCGACUACAUUAAAAAAUCUCCAAUUUCUGUGAAGUCUUAUCAAUUUUGGAAGGAGCUUCCGGACGACAGAAAGAAAAAACUUAUUCUCGACGUGUACACGUGGGAAGAGGACGAACAAGCGAAAGCAAAUGGGAAAUAUAAGCCAAGCAUCCUAAAAAUUUGGAUACAUAACCAAAUCAAGAUUCACUUGCAGUUUGCCUCGGCAAGGAAAAACGACACCACUCGUAAAGGAUUGCCGCUAGUUGACUACAGCCUUGCCGACUCGCAGAAGGAUGCUAACCAUAAAGUGGACAAAUAUAUCAGGAAGAAUCAAGCCAGGACAGCAAAUCAAUGUGAUUCCUCUCCUAGGAAAACUCGCGAUCGGUUGGUGUAUGGCGGAUUGAGAGAUGAUAUAGUGGCCGUCGCACAGAUUCAUUGGUCGUAG